This is a messenger RNA of Plasmodium reichenowi, 2601 nucleotides long. RefSeq lists its product as hypothetical. NCBI's taxonomy places the organism in Eukaryota, Apicomplexa, Aconoidasida, Haemosporida, Plasmodiidae. The transcript has 8 exons. Bases 1 to 2601 code for a protein of 866 amino acids. The record is from RefSeq and is a predicted model, not a curated record.
AUGGAUCAUAAAAUAAAUAUCUUUUUAUAUAUUUGUAAAAAGGAGAGAGAUGUAAAAGCCAAAAAUGGUAUACAGAAAAAACUUAUACCUACAAUAAAUAAAUUUAAUAAAAAGAUUAUUAUAAAAUAUGUUUUAUAUGACUGUAAGAAUAAAACUUAUAUGAUAAAAAAAAAAUGGAAAGUACAUCACAUUUUAAAUAAAACCAAGAAAAAGAUUAAAAAAAAGAAAAAGGAAAAAAAAAUUAAAAAUUUAAUAUAUGAUGAAAUGAUAUAUAAUAAAAAUAAUUUUAAAAAUGUGCAUAAAGUAGAUAAUGACAAUGUUCAUCUUAGUAAUAACAUUUUAUCUUUUAAUAAAAAAGAUGGAUUCCCUAAAUCAAGUUAUAAAAUCUUGUUGAAAGCUAUUGGGAAAAAUAUUAAAAAAUUUAGAAAUAGUACCAUAAUAAAUACAGGGGUAGACACGAACAAACAGGAAAAGAAUGUUUUCUUCUAUGGCUUCAUGUUUACAAAAUACUACAACAAAUAUAAGAGAGAAAAUGGAUUAGUCGUAGAAAAGUUCAAUUUUUUUAAAGAAGACAAAAGAAUAAACAAAACAUGCGAGGUUCUUAAGAAAUAUCAAUAUUUUACUGAUACAUCUUAUAAGGAAUAUAAAAAUAGUGUAUAUAUAGAUGAGUGUAUGAGAAGAAAAAAAGGUUUAAUAUUUGAUAUAUAUGAUUAUAUAAUGAGAAUGGGAUAUAAACAUGUAAAAAUAUAUCUAUCUUCCUGGUUAUACAUAAAUGAACGAGUUAUCGACUUAGGAGGGAACAAUAAAAUAAAAUGCAAGAAAAAGAAAAUAACAAAAAAAAUAAGAAGAUAUAACAAGGUCACGUUUUGUCAUCGAUGUUUUAUCAAAAAAACGUUUGAUUAUAAAAAUCUGAGAUAUCCCCAAUGUUGUAAUAAUUUACCAUCUAAAGAGAAAAUAAGAACAAAGGAUAAUUUAAGAAAUAGUAUAAAAAGGAUAAUAAAAAAAUUUAUUAAAUAUAUUAAUAAUAAUAUAUUACAUAAAAGAGAUAUAUUUAAUAUAUGCUUUAUUUUUCAAUAUAUGAUUUUAACAAAUGAGAAGAAAAAAAUUUUUGUCUACUUAAUUAAUUUCCCUUUUUGUAAUAUAUAUAAAGAUAAUAUAUUUAAUAAUAAUAAUAAUGAGAAAUGCUUACUAUUUUUAUUCCACAAGAGAAUUUUAAAGUAUCUAAAAUGUAUUAAUGAUUAUACAACAUUCUUAUUUCCUUUUAAUAGUUCUAAGGCUUGUCAAGAGGGUUUAAAUUUAAAAAAAAAAAUGAUAUCUUUUAUAAAGCAUAUAAAAAAAAAAUCAUUGAAAAAUUGCAAAAGAGAAAAAUGGAAGCGAACAAAACAUAAAAAAGUUAAACUAAGGAAUAUGAAUUUUUAUUUUAAUAUGGUUAAGAAAAGAGAAGAAAGAAAGUAUAAUUAUGCAAGUGAUAAUUACAUGAACAAAAAUAAUAUAUUAGAUGAAAAAGAAAAAAAAAAGAAUCAUAUGAUAUAUCAUAAAAAGGAUAUUAUUUUCCAUACGCAUAUGUUUGAAUUAUUCGUUCGACUUAUAUUUGAAAACUCGAGAACGUAUUUUACCAUUUUUAUAAACGAACAAACAUAUGAUAAUGAAUUAUAUAAAAGUAUAUACUACUUAAAUUUAUGUAAAAUGAUAGACACAAAAAUAUAUUUAAAAGGUAGUGCAAUGAUGGUUACAAGGGUGCAGAAUAGUAUAAAGAAUACAAGUAAAAAUAGAAAAAAUAAUAGAAAUGAAAACAAUGAUAAGGAUCAUAAUAAUAACAAUAAUAAUAACAUUUUAAUGUGUGAAGAACCAAAUGAUGUGAUAGACAGACUUCUAAGACAAAGCGAUAUAUACAAAAAUGAAAUUCAAGAAAAAGAUAAAAUGCUAUUAAAUCUACAAAAUGAUAUACAGAUGAAAAAUAAAACAUUAGAAGAACUAGGAGAAGAAAUUCAGAAAUAUAAAAAUGACAAUUUAGAUAAUAUGAAAAUUAUACAAUCAUUAAAAUAUAAAAUAACUAGAAAAGAUAUUCAUAAGAAUGAUAACAGUACAACCGAAGCAGGACAAAAGAAUAAUAAUUAUUUAAUAAAAUUAUAUAAUGAAAAUAAUAUUUUAAAGGAAAAACUUAAAAAAUUAAAUAACUCUAGUAAACAGCAAGACAACUCUACAAAAUUGAUGAUAAAAUUGGAACAUAAAAAAGAAGAAGAGAAUCAAAGCAACCUAAUUAACAGCAUAGAUAAGAAAGAUGAUGAUCAGAUGGGGAAAAUAAAUUUUUUUAUGAAAGCCUUUUUAGAUGCUGAACAAAAAUUAUACAUAGCUGAUGUUGUAAUAAAUACUCAAAAGGAAAUAAUGACAAAAAUGAAAAAGGAAAGAAGCAACUAUUUGGAGAACAUCAAAGCAAAAAAAAUAAUUUUUAAGAAAGAAUUAGAAAAGUCAUUAGAUUUUAUCUUUUCUUUAUGUGAAGACAUAGGAUCCAAAAAAGAAAAGAUAUGCAUUACCAACAGGAUGAAGAAUUUACAAGAUUGCAUAUAUGAUUUUUUAAGAGAAUUUGAAGGAAGUUAUUGA